AUGACGAGCACAGUGCCACUCCAGCCGUUGUCGGCGCAUCAUCUCAACACCCCUCCCUCCACGCCCUCUUCCCCUCAUGCAGCGAAUCACACUUCCAGCUCUCCCCGAGGCGGUCUAAGCAAGGCCGAAGCGUACGCAAGCGCGCACCAGCCGCCCCGAGUCCGCUCAAAGGAGGGCGAAGGCUCGGGUGGCGUGGGGGCUGGAACGAAGUCCAAGCCUGUGGAGGGGGAUAGGAGCGGUCAUGUUCAGCACGCAAGUAGCGGUAGCGGCUCGCAUGGACACGGACACGGGGGAGGUGGCAAGCCUAUCCUGAACUGGAUAUCGCGAAAGUUGGGCGGAGGGCGAAGGGCUUCUAUUGCCGAGCCGGGGGCGGCGGUCUCGAGCGCGGACGUGACGGGGCGGACGACGAGUACUGUCCGUGUGCAUACGAAUGAGCAGCGGGGCAAGUACACCACGUUGCCCAAGAAGGGCAAAACGGGCGCGGGGGACAGCCAUAUCGCUAUUCCAUCCAUCACCCAGCCCGUAGCUGGUUCAACUACCGGCCAGACUCGACCGUCAAUCAAGCCGAAAUCCACUCAACCCGCCACCAGACUCGCCAUCCCCACUCCUACCUCGCAACACCGACCACGGCUCAGCCCAUCCCAAAUCUUCCCCCAGACCCCCGUCCGCAAUUCCAUCUUGUCCGGCUCGGAAGCCCACUCCCUCCAGUCGUACUCGCUCUUCUCGGCCUCCCCAUCCGAGCGGGAGCGGCGGCGCGAGGCCAACAACCCCUACCCGUCGAUGCCUAUCCACAUGUACAAGGGAAGCAUCAUGUCUUCGUCCGCGUCGGCAUGGGCGAGCGCAAGUGGCCUAGGCGACCGAAGCGUGUCUUUCCGGACGCGAUCGCGCUCGCCCAGUGUGCGUUCGGGACGGAGUGUGAGCUCCAGUCUAAGACCCGCGGCGAGGAGGAGUAUGGUGGAAGAGAUGUUUGGGGAGGACGGGAGCGUCAGGUGGGGGAGCACAGGAGGGAGGAGGGAGGAAUGGGAUUCCCUGGCUACGGGCCGGGAUCGGCGGAGCAGGACACCCGGCGGGGCAGACGAGAAUGCGUCGAUACGGCCUAUUCCGCCGUCGCAUCCCUCCUCGCCAACUCCGUCACAGUCGACUCGGUCGCAGACCCCUUCGGCCUCGCUUCUCUCGCCCAAGCCACACCGGUCCCGCUCGCUCACCUCCCCCGCUAGGCGGUUCUCGAGCCGCCAGGACUCGAGCUCGUCCAUUGGAGACGCAUCGGACCGGUACGGCUACGACGAGAGCAGCAGUCACGGGCUCAGUCGGCAUGGCAGUGCGAGUACCAAGCCGACGACCAUUGUCAGCUUUGAUUCUGGGCCGGCCGUAGCGCAUAUUGCCCAGGUCGCGCCUGCCCCAGCAACAGCUGUAACUCCACCCACUCAGUCGGUACCUCCCAACAUCCCACAAAAUGCAGUAGCCGGACCGAGCACAGCCCCGACCGCCACGACCCCACCCUCUACCGUGCACAACUCCUCCAUCUCCGGCUCACCCAUGUCGACCACCGUACCCCCCUCACCCCUCCGUACCUCUUUCUCGCGGGACGCCUCUCUCCCCGUAUCUGGACCAUCCAGUCCGACCCCAACCCCCUCGGCACCCGCAUUCCAAGCCCUUCCUCCCAAACACACUCACCCCCACCCGAUCCAUAAUCCCCGUCCAUCGUCCCCUCCAAACGAUAACGCCUCCAUCCUCACUCUUGCCAGCUCCACAUUCGCCGCCCCCAACCCGGCUUAUGGCGCCCCGAGCGGUGCUGGGUCUCUCCACCGCCCAACGAGCAUCUCUCGGAUGAGCAUGAUCAGCAACUACGCGCCGAGUGCUCCGCGGCCAGGUCUGGGCACGAGCCCGUCGGUGACCUUUGCGCCUAUACCCAAUGAGUCUGGGGUAUCUGGGCCUCCUACGCCGGGACCAUAUGCGUAUGCGCCGCAUCGACCUUCAUCGCUCGCGCCGUCUCAUCGGUCCGUGGAUGAGCAAAAUCGGCGGCCGCCAUCCCUCGCCAGUCCCCUCCCGCUUGAUCAGCAACAGAAGGAGUAUCAGCCUUCGCUCCAUCCCACGCUGGGGACAAGGGGUUCGGCAUCACUCUCGCAUGCGAGCUGGGGGCUCGGCCGGGCGGGCGGAGUGGAUGAAGGAGCGAGUACGCGGGCGAUGAGGCGGAAAGGGAGCGAGAGUAGCGUUGGGAGCUUUGAGAGUAGGUGGUCUUGGCGCGGAGCCGGAGCCGGGGUAUCGCCGGGAGUCGGGAGGGUCAUGGGGGGUGGAAGAGCCAAUAUCAUCAUGUAG
This is a messenger RNA of Dioszegia hungarica, 2316 nucleotides long. RefSeq lists its product as uncharacterized. NCBI's taxonomy places the organism in Eukaryota, Fungi, Basidiomycota, Tremellomycetes, Tremellales, Bulleribasidiaceae. Bases 1 to 2316 code for a protein of 771 amino acids. The record is from RefSeq and is a predicted model, not a curated record. The transcript is spliced from 3 exons.